AUGUCGGUUGACGCGAAAACCCGCAACGUGGUCUUGGAGCCUCCCCGUGACGCAGUUGCUGCCGCGCUGGAUCAGGCAGAGCAGUACGGCCUCGCCACAACUUGGCCGCCCUCUGCUGCUGACGGCGCCUUGCAGCAUUCUCUCAACGACCAUAUUUCUAAUCUCGCCCAGAAUCUACCUGAUACAGGUGCCGACAUAGACUCCACGCGCCGAUGGCUCAACGCCGCCCUCGAUUUUCGCCAAACUACGGUCAAGCACCCCGUUGCCUGGACUGGCGCUGAACUGCAUUCGCUUUCGGGACUCGAGCUUUGCGAGUAUCUGGUCGAAUGUGGUCUCGGCAAAUGCCAGGCUAGAGAAGUUGCCAGAGAUGUUGUGUCCGCCCGCGAGACAAGAGCAACGUGGAUCACCAAGAUUACAGAAAUGAAACAAACGAUGAUCGAGCAGGCCCACGACACCUGUACCGAAGACUUCAAGGUCUGCGACACGAUUCGCAUGUCGUCCAUCCUUGCCUGCUUGUUCAUGAUAGUGGUUGCAACGUAG
This is a messenger RNA of Colletotrichum aenigma, 540 nucleotides long. RefSeq lists its product as uncharacterized. Lineage: Eukaryota; Fungi; Ascomycota; Sordariomycetes; Glomerellales; Glomerellaceae. Bases 1 to 540 code for a protein of 179 amino acids. The record is from RefSeq and is a predicted model, not a curated record. The transcript has 2 exons.